CUGAUAAUGUAGUAUAUGCAAAACUAUUGGUAAACACAAAAUAAUGUCCUAAUCUCUGAAAUAAUCUAUGUUUUUCUGUCAAGUAAAUACCUUGCAAAUAGUCCAUGUUGACAGCGAACAAGAUGGUCGAAAUUUGAAAAGAAGCUCAGUCAAUUUUUACUAAUCUCACAUGGCUUUGCCUACCAAAUACGAAUAAAUCCAACCGCCAAAAUCUUUUAUGCUAUAGUCCAAAUUGACAAGGACCCAUUUUAAUCCUUUUCUUUUUUAAGAUACCCUUUUGAUGGUUGACCCCAUUUCAUCUUCUGAGAUCUCUAGAUUGAUCAGCUAAGUCACUGGAGUUUACAAGGCUACAGGUAAACUCGACGCUAUGGCUACCGAUUUGAAAAAAUCCACAUCAAGUGGACGUGAAAAUUGUUUGACAUCAGAAGAGCAGCAGAAGAAGAUCAAUGAGGUGAGAAGUUUAAUUGGGCCAGUUCCGGAUAGGUUGUCUCAAUAUUGCUCUAAUCAAACAAUUUCAAGAUAUUUGAUAGCACGGAAUUGGAAUGUCAAGAAGGCAACGAAAAUGCUUAAAGAUUCUUUGAAAUGGAGAUUGGAAUACAAGCCGGAUGAGAUUCGCUGGGAUGAUAUUGCUCAUGAAGCAGAAACAGGGAAGAUCUACAAAGCUAAUUAUAAGGAUAAGCAGGGGAGAACAGUUCUUGUCAUGCGACCUAGAUGCCAGAACACCAAGUCCACGAAAGGCCAGAUUAGAUAUUUAGUAUAUUGCAUGGAGAAUGCCAUUUUCAGUCUUCCAGAAGAACAGGGGCAAGUGGUCUGGCUGAUUGAUUUUCAUGGCUUUAAUAUGUCCCAUAUAUCGUUCAAGGUCACAAGAGAAACGGCUAUUGUUCUGCAAGAACGUUACCCGGAGAGACUGGGUAUUGCAAUUUUAUACAAUGCACCAAAGUUCUUUGAACCAUUCUGGAAGCUAGCAAAACCCUUUCUGGAGCCCAAGACGGCCAAUAAAGUCAAAUUCUUUUACCCAGAAGAUCCCAGUUCUACGAAAGCAAUGGAGGAGUUAUUCGACAUGGAGCUAGUUGAGACUGCAUUUGGCGGAAAAGGUGAUGCAGAAUUUGAUAUCAACAAGUAUGCUGAAAGAAUGAAAGAAGAUGAUAAAAAGAUAUCCGCUUCCUUGGCAAAUGUCUCUAAUUCAGACCCUGUGAUCCCGGAAUCUUAUUUAGAAACCUCUGAAGAUAAAGUUGUGGAUGAAUCAUCUUCGGGUAAUGCUGAUAUGGAUGAUAUUGAUGAAGCUGGAGAGAAAUUGUCCAUUGAUACAGUUGAUAAGCAUGAAUUGUCUCCUAACAAAUCGCCAGGCAUUACAAUUUCAACCUUGGAUACGGAAACUCCAGCAUUAUAUUUUGACCGACUUCAGUUCCACAAAGUUAUAAAAGUACACAGCAAUGUUAUCCUCUCAAUAACACUUCCUUUUCUUGAAAUGGCUUCGACGUCCACAAGUAAUCUUGAAUUAUCAACUGUUUCUUCUUCUUCUUCAUCGUCUCAACCAAGCACCUGGGACGUGUUCUUGAGCUUCUACGGCAAGGACACUCGCGGAAACUUCAUUUCACAUCUUUACACAGCUUUGGACCAAGCUGGAUUUCUGACCUUCAGAGACGAUCCUGCUCUUGACAAGGGUGAAGAAAUUUCAUCUGGGCUACUCAAUGCCAUCAAAAACUCAAAGAUGUUUGUGGUGGUUAUCUCGGAGAACUAUGCUCGAUCCCGAUGGUGCCUUGAUGAGCUCGCAGAGAUCCUUUCAAGUUGUGAGAAAAAAGAGAAUCGGGUUGUUCCCGUAUUUUACUAUGUUGAUCCAACCAAUGUGAGGUACCAGAAAGGCAGUUUUGGAGAAGCUCUUGAAGCUCAUAAGAAGUUUUACUCUGAUGAUAUGAUUCACAAGUGGAAAUCCGCUCUUGCUCAGAUUGCUGACUUAUCCGGACACCAUCUAAGGAAGGACGCAAAAGAGGACGAAGCACAAAUUAUUCAAGAAAUCAUAGUAAAAGUGGCACAAGCAUCUACAAAAGUUUUAUACCUUGAUGAGCAUCUAUAUGGGAUAGAUUCUGCGGUUGAAGAGAUAUGUUGGAAACUAAGAAUGGAGUUAGAUGAUGUUCGUGCCAUCGGAAUCUGUGGGAUGGGUGGCAUUGGGAAAACUACUACUGCUAAGGCUUUCUAUAACAAAUAUUCCAACUUAUUUGAUGUCAGCUGCUUUAUUGAAAACGUUAGGCAAUAUUCACACGGAGGUAGUCCUCUACUUCCUUUACUUGAGAGACUAGUAACUGAGCUUCUCAGAAAGAAGGAUUGUAAGGUCACUGAUGUUGCAAGUGGAAUCAGGCAAUUGACACAAAUUCUUAGAUCGAAGAAAGCUCUCAUUGUUUUGGAUGACCUGGACCAAACAAGCUAUUCACAAUUUUUAGUAAAGGUUUGCAAAUUGUUUUCAGCUAGAAGUAGGAUUAUUCUUACGACAAGAGAUGUAAAUAUGAUAUAUCAAUUAAAAAUUGACAUGUCUGGAGUAGAUGUAUACAUGGCGAAGAAACUGGAACAAAAUGAUUCACUGGAGCUCUUUAGUUAUCAUGCCUUUGGAAAACCAAAACCCACCGCAAGUUUAAGAAAUCUCUCACUAAGUUUUGUGAGUCAUGCCGGAGGUAUUCCAUUAGCUACUAAAGUGUUGGGUUCAAUAUUACGUGGUAGGACUCAAGUGUCAUUCUGGAUAGGAAAACUCGAAGAAGUCAGGAGAUUUCCAGUUAACGACAUACAUGGAAUCCUUCAAGUUAGCUAUGAUGAUUUAAGUGAGAUGGAAAAAGAAAUUUUUCUCGAUAUUGCAUUUUUCUUUGUCGGAAAGUACCAUGUUGAUGCUGAUGAGAUAAUUGAAUCUUGUGGUUUUUGUCCUAAAGUUGGAAUACCGAUUCUGGUAGAAAGAUGUCUACUACAAAUUGAUGAGAAUUACGAGCUUCAUAUGCAUAAUCUUAUACAAGAUAUGGGUAGGGACCUUGGAAAGAGCACACGCUUGUGUUGGCAAGGAACUGCAUGGAAUGAUCUGCAAAAUCAAGAGUUUCAGGGUUUAGAUAAAAUUGAAGGACUCAUCAUAGAUCUUACUCAAUCAACGGAGAAACAAAUCAAUUCCCGGAUAUUUGAAAAGCUGCCUAAAUUAAGAUUACUUGAGAUUAUCAAUGCUCAUGGUACUAAGGAACAUUUCAAAAGUCCAUUUCAUGAGUUAAGGUGCAUUUAUUGGAGUCAUUGUACAUGGACGCAGUUACCUUCCAGUUUUCAAGCACAAAAGUUAGUCUCACUUUAUAUGGCGUACAGCAAUUUGAAGAUGUUGUGGAAUGGUGCCAUGCCUUUCAAGAGUCUCAAGAUGAUAAAUCUCGGUUACUCCAUGAAUUUGACAAUGACUCCCAACUUUGGAAAUUCAAAAUUGAUUAAGAGGAUAUUCUUUGAAGGUUGUGAAAGCCUGUUAAACCUCCACCCGUCAAUCAGAGAGUUGACUGGUUUAUAUAUUUUGAAUUUGAAUGAAUGCACCCGUUUGAAGGAAUUGGGUGAACCAAUCCUUAAACGAAAACGAUCACUGCAGCCUAUGACACAAUGGGCUAGUAUGUGGUACUUAUACUUGGGGCAUUUGAGCAAUCUAAGACGAUUGCCCGAGCAAUUGGGUGAUAUGAAAGGGUUAAAACUUCUCGAUGCAAAUCACACUGCAAUCGAAGAACUCCCGGAUUCAAUUACUCAAUUGGAGGGAUUGUAUGAAUUGGAGUUGUCUAAUUGCAAGAAGCUAAGAAAGCUACCUGAGGAGUUUGGAAAUAUGAAAGGCUUAAGCAUAUUCAAAGCGUGCAAUACUGCAAUUAGUAAAUUACCAGAUUCAUUUGCAGGUCUCAUUAAUUUGGUUAAACUGGAUUUGUCUUGCUGCAAAAGCCUUAGGUCUCUUCCAAAUGACAUAUGGAAGCUUACAUUGCUGGAAGUAUUAAAUCUGGGUCAGUGUUCAAAGCUGGACCGAUUGCCCGAGCAAUUGGGGAAGAUGCAAUGCUUAGAACAUCUUUAUGCAUCUCAAACAGCAAUUGAAGAAGUAUCAGAUUCUAUCGAGCUACUGAGUAAGCUACAAGUGUUGAAUCUAGGUUAUUGUAAGAAACUUAAAUAUGUUCCUAAUAGUGUAUGGAAGCUUCCAUCACUUGAACAAUUAUAUCUGCUGCGAACGGGCAUGGACGACAUCGGUGGAAUUAAAAUUCCCGGUGCAGCGAAAGAUAUAAAGUUGGUUGCUUUAGGUCUAAGUUGUAAUAUAAGAUUAUGGCUGCCAUUGAUUCAAAGUUUCUCUUCUUUGAAAAGAUUAGUUCUCUCUGAUAUGGGUGAGAGUUUAUCGUCAACCAAACCAUUCAGUCUCUCUAAGCUUGUCAACCUGAAGUUUCUGGAAUUGAAUGCUAAUACAAGUGUUGGGCCAUCAUUUCCUGAACUUCCGCCUAGUUUAACACAGUUAACCCUAUGUUCCCAUGCAACAUUGGUACGUCUACCCGAUUUAUCCAGCUUGAAACAGUUAAAGAUGUUGGAUAUAGUAGGUUGCUGCAGCCUGGAAUCACUUCCUCCACUUCCUCCUCAUCUUCAAUCACUUACAGUUUAUGACUGCACAAGCCUACAAGAUCUACCAGAUAUGUCAGCGUUGAAGGGUUUGUUAUAUUUGUAUUUUGGUAGGUGCGGGAAUAGUAAAUCAGUUGGUUUGAAGAGUUCCUAUGUUUUUACCAGGGUUUCAAAACGGUUCAGCUACAGAAGCAUUGGGAGUAAACUCCGUUUCAAUAUCCCACCACUGCUGGAAGAUGACUUCUUAUGUCUUGCACUCUGGGUUCUUUUUACAUCCAAGAAUGAUUAUCGAUAUAGUAUAAGUGCUGCUGUUACUAAUCAAACGAAUGGUUUCUCAAUGGGCUAUUUGAUCCCAGUAUAUUCUGGUGGCACAGGGGUACAAGAAUAUUCUCUAUCAAGAUGCAUACAUAGAGAUGAAAUCUCAUUAACAACUGGAGAUAGAAUUGAGAUUUCAUUUCAGAGACAGUUAUAUGAUUCAAAUGGAGAGGAAGCUCCUUUUAAAGAAGUGAAGGUGAAGGCCUGUGCGGCCCAUGUGAUACAAAAAACACACUCAACUCCUGAUUUUCCCUCUGUUUUGAAUUUCUUCCUUAACAGGGAUGAAUCAAACACUGUCAGAGAAAUUGUGGAGAAUGUGGGACUACAAGUAUCUACAAGAGUUUCAGACCUUGACCAAUAACUAUUUGAAAUAGAUUCUGUUGUUGAAGAUAUCUGUGAAGAACUAAGCAUGGAGUCAAAUCUUGUCUGAGUCAUUUGAAAUAUACCAGAUCGGAGAAAUCAGGGAAACUAAAAUUACCAAAACUUUCUAGAACAAAUACUGUAACAACUUGAUACAGCUCCUUUGUUUAGAAUGUCAAACAAUAAUAUACACAAGGAGCUAAAACUUUUAUGUGCUUUUCUUGAGUAACUCCUACUGAGCUUCUUAAAAGGAAGGAGCAGAAGGUCCGUGAUGUUGAAAGUGGAAUAAGACGACUGAAACAAAGAAUUUGUUCAAAAGAGCUGUCAUUGUUUUGGAUGAUCUUGACCGAUCAUGUUAUUGCCAAUUUCUAGCAAGGUUUUGCAACUUGUUUUACGGUGGAAGUAGAAUUUUGAUCACGACAAGAGAUACAAACCUGCCAAAUCUGUUGAAGUUAGAUAUUUGACAAGUGGAUUUAUGCAUGCAUGGUGAAGGAGUUGGGGAAAAGUGAUCUGUCGGAGCUCUUUAAUUAUCAUAGUAUCAUGCCUCCGGAAAAUCAAUGCCUGAAAGAAGUUUCAGAGAGCUCUUUAACCUAUGCCCCGGAGGUCUUCCAUCAGAGCAUUGGAUUUGUUAUAUAUGGUCCUCGUAGACUAUAAUUUUGAGGACUUCACAAAGUCUGGCCAUUCCCCUAAUAUUUAAGAUUCAUUUUUCCUUUCUCGGAAGUAGGUAAUAAGUAGGUUUGCUUAUCAAUAACUAAAUAUUCAUUUUUCA
Molecule: messenger RNA, 6025 nt
Organism: Daucus carota subsp. sativus
Lineage: Eukaryota; Viridiplantae; Streptophyta; Magnoliopsida; Apiales; Apiaceae
Product: disease resistance protein RUN1
Exons: 11
Coding region: 368-5257 (1629 amino acids)
Biological process (GO): signal transduction; defense response
Molecular function (GO): ADP binding
Source: RefSeq, a predicted model, not a curated record